UGGAGGAAUGCUUGGAUUAUAGAUUUCCGAAACUGCAACUAUUAUUAUUAUUGAAUAGUUUUAAGGUUGCUUUAAAUCUGAAUAUGAUUGCUUCGAGCAUAGAUGUAAACAAGUGUUAUCAGUCGCUGGAUACGCGGUAAAAUUGCCGGAUUUACGGGUAAUAACCGGGUUAAGGAAAAUCUAGCCGGGUGGUUUCCCGGUACAUCCAUAGUUAUAUUUCUCGUUCAAUAAAAACUAAAUGAAAAUCGGAUAGAUAGUUUCCAUUAUAUAUUUCUGCUGCUGAAGUUCUUGGCUGUGUUUCUUGAUUGCAACGGUUGCUACAGCAACGAUUCUUUAUUUCUACCAUCAGUCUCCACGCCAUCGCCAAAGGCAAAAAAAAAAAUCUUAAAUCCAGAAUUAGAUCGUUUGUUAGGAAGAUGCGAGAUAUAAGCAAGUUAUUAAAUAAGACAUAAUACAUAUUAAAGGACUUCAUGCCUCAUUAACCUUUUUUAAUAACAAUUCUAAAUAGCUUAUAGGAACUUUCAUAUCAUCUACAUAAAUGAAAUAUUUCUUUUGAUACAGUUAUGGCAGAGGAGAAACCAACAGAAAAGGACCCUCUUCAAGCUGUGAAAGAAGCUGAAGCUAGAAUUCUUAAAUUGCAAGGAGACGUUCAACAUCUAAAACAAAGAAUUCAGCUAUUAGAAUCAGAAGAAAGAGCCGAAAUAGAAGAAAGCAAUAAGAAAAUUAAAGAUAAUGAAGAGUUAAUUAAGAAACUUAGAGUACAAGUUCAAGAUUUACAGAUUAGACGAAACAAAGGCCUAGAAGGCGAUGAGGAUGUCAUUGCAGAAUCUUUUAGGAGACAUUCACGAGAAAUUGGAAUUCUCGCAAGAAAAACAGGUCCGGAAGCUGUAGAAAUUCUGGACGGGAAAGUGUUGGAUCUUAUAAAAAAAAGUAACGCUUUAACAUAUGAGAUAAAAAUGAAGGAAAAAGAAUUAGCAAAAUACAAAAAGGAGGCGAGAGAUAUAGCUUGGAAUAUGUACAAUGAAUUUGAGCUUGAACGUGCUGAAUCAGAAACAGAACGAAGAGUUCGAGAGAUGGAGAACGACUAUCAAAAGGUUGAAAAGAAUUUAAUAGAAUGCCAAAUUAUACAGUCAAAAUACAAAGCAAUACGGGAGCAAUUACAAAGAGAACUAUUAGUUUACCCUACCUUACUUGAAGAACUCGAAGAAAAAUCUCGAGAGCAGAAAGAGGAUCUCAACAAACUCAUGGCAAGUGAAGAAAAGGCUCAUGAAAGACGAGAGAUGGCUCGAAAAGAACUGACAAAAGCAGAAGCUGAAGCUUUAAAAGCCAGACAAGAAAAAGAACGCAUAGUCAGCGAAUACAGCAAAGCUUUGAAACCAAAACAAAUCACCACUGAAAUGCAAUCAAUGGAACUUAGAGAAUCAGAAGCUGCUGAAGAAUGGCGAAAAUUAAGAGCUAGUCAAGAAUCUGAACUGGAAAAUCUUCAUAAGGCAUUUGAGAAGAUAAAAGAAGCCAUAGGAAUUUCUGAUAUUAAUGAUGCAGAAGCAAGAUUUAUUUCCCAAAAAGCAACAGAAGAAGAGCUAUCACAACUAUUAGCAAGUGCAGAGCAGAGGUUAAAUGAUUUGAAAGACGAAGCUGCAGAGCUUCGAAUAAAAAAUGAGAGUUUACGAGGUGCAAAGUUGUCUACACCUCAAGUAGUUUUAGAACAAAGACUAAAAGAAGCAGAAUCUAAACAGGAAGAACAAUUGAAGAGGAGAGAAAUGGCUGAGGCUGAACUUGAGAGAAUAAAAACUUUGUAUGCAGAUAUAAAAUCUGGCUUAUGGCAACAGCUUCAACUCAUGGAAAAGUAUUUGAAAGAGAGUAAUGAAGAGGAAACAGCUCCAGAUGCAAAAGCCAUAGUCAUAGUUUCGAAAAUUGAACAAUACUUGGAGAGAAUUUCUGAUACAUUGAAAGAUCAAGAUUUAGAGGAACUCAAAGCUAAAUUAAAGGAUGAACAAUUCCUACAAAAAAUUGAGCCUCCAAAACUAGUGCCCUCUGCGGGAGCAGCUAGAAAAUUGAAGGCAACAGAAGAAGAAGAAUCUAGCGAUGAUGAAGAUUUUGAAAAGAAAAGAACUGCCCUUAAAGAAGAAGCCCAAGUUUAUGCAGAAAUGAAAAAGAAGCAACAGGGACGAGGUCGAAUGAUGAUGUUAUAAAAUAUUACUAUACAUUCCUUUUACAAUUAAAAAGGUAUUUCAAAGAA
Messenger RNA from Parasteatoda tepidariorum (common house spider), 2239 nucleotides. Its product is annotated as outer dynein arm-docking complex subunit 3. Gene Ontology annotation, cellular component: ciliary basal body; cilium; ciliary rootlet. The record is from RefSeq and is a predicted model, not a curated record. NCBI's taxonomy places the organism in Eukaryota, Metazoa, Arthropoda, Arachnida, Araneae, Theridiidae. Gene Ontology annotation, biological process: cilium movement; outer dynein arm assembly.